Messenger RNA from Prorocentrum cordatum, 339 nucleotides. The record is from the annotation of a GenBank genome assembly. Lineage: Eukaryota; Dinophyceae; Prorocentrales; Prorocentraceae.
AUGCGGGCUGGGCUCACGAGAGGUUGCGGCUGUGGCCGAGCGCCGCCGACGGCUCGGAGUGGAUGGUGUGGUGUGCGCGGCGGGAACCGACUUGCAUGCAGAGGCCUGGACGGACUACCGGUCCGCAGUGACGUGGACGGGCGGGCAGGAGGCGUUCCCCCACCUGGCGUUCGGAACGUCGUCACGUUCAACAGGCCUCUGCUCGACGCCGAGUUGAUCAGCCUCCUGAGGCGCGCUCGUGGCGAGGUCGUGCUGGAGCAUGGCAGCGAUGCCGCGGACUGGCGGACGCAGGACGCAGUUGAUUGGAACGGUGGGCGGCUGGCCGUGCCUCACGCGACG